UAUCAAAAAAAUCAAGAUCGCAUGAACAUGGCAUUACUUAGAAAUACACAAGGAUUACAUGCACCAUUACGCAUAGCAAUGGAAUUAAAAGCUACUGAGAACAUUGGAAGACUUCCAUUUUUAUCGUCAUCUAAUGUGAUGCGAGAUGUUUUACUUGGAAAAGAUCAGAGUAUAGGAUUUGAUGAUAUCUUCAAUACAUCUGAAUUCAGGGAACAAAUGGGACAACCACAUGCCAUCGUAGAAAACCAUCUUGGAAUAUUGUAAAGUUUAUCUUGCAAAAAUUUUGUCUUAAUAAAACAU
Molecule: messenger RNA, 300 nt
Organism: Cyphomyrmex costatus
Lineage: Eukaryota; Metazoa; Arthropoda; Insecta; Hymenoptera; Formicidae
Product: proteasome maturation protein
Exons: 2
Biological process (GO): proteasome assembly
Cellular component (GO): cytoplasm; nucleus
Source: RefSeq, a predicted model, not a curated record